AUGCUAGGCAAAGUCGUACAACUGCGCGGCGAGACGGCAGUCAUUGAUGCUGGAGGCAACGUUGACGUUAUUCUGAACAGGGAUUCACACCUCGCCGUCGGUCACGCAGUAGAGAUCAUUGGCAAAGUAGACCAGAAUCUACAUGUCAAGGUACAAGCUGCUACGGACUUUGGGACAAACAUCGACUUCAAUGCCGCAAAUGCUGUUGUAGAUGCUACACAUCGGUACAAGGAGAUCUUCUACGAUGACAACUAA
Messenger RNA from Alternaria novae-zelandiae, 255 nucleotides. RefSeq lists its product as uncharacterized. The coding region runs from base 1 to 255 and encodes 84 amino acids. Gene Ontology annotation, biological process: double-strand break repair via homologous recombination; DNA replication; mismatch repair. Lineage: Eukaryota; Fungi; Ascomycota; Dothideomycetes; Pleosporales; Pleosporaceae. The transcript has 3 exons. The record is from RefSeq and is a predicted model, not a curated record. Gene Ontology annotation, molecular function: damaged DNA binding; single-stranded DNA binding. Gene Ontology annotation, cellular component: DNA replication factor A complex; site of double-strand break; nucleus.